AUGUUCAAAGUGAGACCCUUGUGCAAUUUGAUUCAGCGAAACUUUUGUCAGUGGGGAGUUUUACACGAAAAUUUAUCUGUGGACGAGUCUUUGAUAAAAUAUUUCGGUUGUCAUCCAGCUAAAAAAUUUCUUAGAGGAGAACCCGUACGGUUCGGAUACAAAAACUGGGUCGCAACUAGUUCACACGGUUACUGCAAUACUUUUGAUAUUUACUGUGGCAAAUCUGCAAACGCUUCGUCAGAUAGUCCAAAGGUAAAAUUUUACUCGCCCAUAUGUAAAGAACAUAUCGUGUAUUUUGAUAACUUUUUCACGAAUUACCAACUACCGCAUGAUUUGCGUCUUCAAGAAACUAGAGCGACUGGUACAAUUCGUGAUAAUAGAACAAAAAAACUUCUUUCUGUAAAAGAAAUGAAAAAGCGACCUAGAGCAGAAUAUGACUAUCGCUUUGAUACAAAAAAUGAAAUUGCGGUUGUACGCUGGAAAGACAACAACGUUGUCACUAUGGGUACCAAUUUUGACAAAAUUGAACCUGUAGGAAAAGUAAGGAGGUGGUGCAGUACGAGAAGACAAAAAGUAAAUGUGAAUAUACCAGGACUAUUCGUGAAUUACAACAAAGGAAUGGGUGGUGUAGAUCAGAUGGACCAUAUUCCAUAA
Parnassius apollo (apollo) is the source of this 654-nucleotide messenger RNA. NCBI's taxonomy places the organism in Eukaryota, Metazoa, Arthropoda, Insecta, Lepidoptera, Papilionidae. The record is from the annotation of a GenBank genome assembly.